Molecule: messenger RNA, 3120 nt
Organism: Dicrocoelium dendriticum
Lineage: Eukaryota; Metazoa; Platyhelminthes; Trematoda; Plagiorchiida; Dicrocoeliidae
Source: the annotation of a GenBank genome assembly
AUUCGCAGCCACAUCUAGCUCCAUAAGUAAUUUUGGUUUCGGUCCACUUCGUGCUCUCCGGGAUGUCUUCCAGGCAUGAUGGUGUCACAUGUGAUGCGUGUCAACGGCGGGAAUUCCGACUUCGGCGGUACAAAUGUCUCAUUUGUCACGACUACGACCUCUGUGGCUCGUGUUUCGACACGCGGCGCGCGACCAACAAGCACUCGAUCUCCCAUCCCAUGCAGUGUCUCAUACCAAAGGCCGACCACAAUCUGUUUUACCACGGGGAGCCCACAUCAGAAUAUAGUGUGCACAGCUUCACCUGCCCUCUGUGUGGUCAACUGGGCUUCACCGAGACCUCCUUCUCCCAUCACGUCUUUCAAUCUCAUCCCGGUCAGGAAACCGGUGACGCCGAGGUGAUUUGCCCCCUUUGCGCCACACAUGCUGAGGGGGAUCAGAAUCGUCAGACACGUCACAUGGCCCGACACCUUAUGGCAGUGCACCAUCUGUCGGCGGCUCCCACUGAACCAACCAAAGACUCACAGUCCACCGAAUCCUCUUACGUGCACAACUUCACAAGCAAUGUCGCCAACUCAACGGAUUCCACACGGCAUACCUCAAAUCAUCGUCUUCCUCCCUUCGUACUUCUUCGAUCCCAUCGGACAAAUCGCGCCCAACGCUCGCUUCAUCUGACAGCGAAUCGCAACACUUCGUCACACGACGUCCUGGUAGACCUGAUCACAAGCGGGAGUCGCAACGCGGAUGCCUCCGCACGACUGAACGGUGAGGAUUGGGCAUCCAACGAUUCUCGACCACCCACUCUGGCCGAACGUAGUUCAUUCAGAUCACAAAAUAAUGCUGCAGUGGAACGACCUUAUACGAUGCCCAGUUCGACUUCUGCGCCGCCGCCGUCAACAACACAAGCAAUCACCACGUCGGUUUACCGACGAACGGAUGCUUUGGAUGGAAAUUUUGCAACUACCGGGCGGGAUUCGGAUGAACAACAGUCGGAUGAAGAACACCAGAUGGGUUUGGAUGGUUUAUCCAGUUUGGGAGCUCCAAUCCUCUUAGAAUGCAUCUCGUCGGAGACUUCCGAGGCCGCUGCAACCACAGUUCUCGUCCCGGAGUCCGGCAACGACGUUCAAUCGACAACCCAAGUUUCUGCAGCCGCAUCUUCGUUGCACAAGUCAUUGUCGGGUGACCCGUCACAGCAUCACCAGCAGUUGGAUGAAGCCACCUCAUCAACCGUGAAGGACCCAGAGUUGAAACUUCCUGAUUCUUCCGUUGUUCCGCACCACGUCGAGCCCACGAGGAAGCGAGCAACAAGAGAUGAAUUCGAUGCCAAUUGGGCAGCGUUUUUGAGCAACCUCGUGUGGUCAAGCUUGUGUUUUCCGAAUACUGAGGAAUCCCGUCCUCCACUGGAUUAGUCUCACAGCGCCGUCCACGUACAGUUUUUUCUCUCCCCCCCCCGAGGUUCCCUCUUUUUUGAUCCAUUCAGUUUAGUCACAUGAACACUGAACUUUGCGCAUGUAAGUCUCUUUUCAAUUUUGUGGAACGCCCUCUUUCGAUGACCAACUACUUUUGGUAGUUCUAUUAUUCUCUUGUAUAGGAUCCCGUGCCGCACGUGGGGGCAUUGUCUCACAAUUUCACCUUUCGUUUAUCCACACCUUCCCAUUGGUCCCAAUUUCUGUUCCAUUUGCCAAACAAUCUCCGCUCCUGGUUCACCCCUCCGCCUGUCAUUUAUCGUUCCGUUUGCAACACUCAACAACUGUGAUAGGUUCGAGUUAGCCUUGUACGGUGAUAUGUGUGGAUUCGUCGUUCACUCACCCCGGCGGACAAUGCCCUACCAAAAUUGGGCGUCGAUUUUUACAAUGCGAAUCACAGAUAAGUCUUGCCUGUUUAACUUUUGGUCACCUCCCUACCUGAUACUACCGCUGUUAGUCCGAUGGGUGUGGACCACUUCGUAGCCGCACACGCGGGCACCAUCAACUGGAUCUGACGACUUGUACAUUCAUGGUGUACCAUUGAAACACAUUUAAGGUGCAUUUGUAAAUGUAGUGUCAGUUCAAUUCAGUUUCUCUCCCCAAAUAGUCGAUCAGAGAUGCACGUCUUUAUAACAAUAAUAUUGUGUAGCGAGAGUGGCCGGAUCACGAUAACAGAAUUGAAGUAUUCACAAUAGACUACUGGCGAGUGUCGUCCACAGUGAUUGAAAAAGAGGCACCAACAAAUACAACAUACCUAUCAGCAUUCUGCAACCAACCACUAAGUGUACACUAAGAUGAUAAUUCUAUUUUGUGUAUUACACAACAUACUAAGGCAAUUCGGAGGAAUCUCCAGAUUGCUACAAUUGUUACUGAUAAGGAGAACUCUGUAGGAUAUGAAAUCACCAACUCAUACAAGGUGUUCAUCAACUGCUUUUGUCCAUCACAUGCUUCCCAUUCUGGAAGGUAGCAGCUACCAGCCCCACCUAGCCUUCUGGUGUGGUUCUGUCUGUUGUUCUCUUAUCGUAUUAACUAUCCACCACGAGGUUUAACUCAACUGUGCGAAGUCUUGACAACAAUUGCACGCGGAAACAUUCGGCUGACAGGAAUGCGGCAGAACACAUCGCCGUGCGAAGGGUGAUGAUUCGUGUUCAAGAGCCAUUCUGGCGAUAUACCAGAGAGCUUGUUGCCGAAUGUCUGGUGGCGAAUUUCAAUGCUGCAAGCACACCGGUAUGUUGAGAACGCAGUGCAGUGCUUAUGAGUUGUGUACCAGGGAGCGCAGGUCCAGGUGACACUGUACUGGAGAACAUUUGGGCCCAUCUGCGCACUUCGUUCGUGGUGUUGUUUUUGCUCUCCGUUCCGCUGCGCACUUUCAUACACAACGUGUCGGCGGUGAUUUCUUUGUGCACUACGCGUCUUUCGUCUGCAGUGAUCCGUGAUUUAUCUGACUUCAACACGCCUGCUUGUUCUCCAUACUACUCAUUAGCAGCGCACCACAAGUGGUCGAACACAGUCGGUUUCCCACUGCUUUCACUGCACACCGGCCCGGUCUCUAAUCCAUACAAUCACACUGGCCGCAUCACCGCGCUGUAAACUCUUCCCUCAACCAAUAGGACAUGUAUUCUACUGUUUCCAUGGGUGAGUGAGUUUUUUGUGCGAC